AUGGCUUCCCUAGAAAAGGAUGCUGACGGUUUUUACACGCCUGCCGAAUCCUCUACAGCACCAGUUGUGGCACCAAAGGUGGAGGAGGGGAACGAUGCUGAGCCAGGCAACUGGGGCAAGCGAUCUCGUCAGUUCAACCUUCGAGGUUGCCAUCAACAAGCCGACCCAAAUUCGCCACUCUACAGUGCGAAAUCAUUUGAAGCCCUUGGACUUCAUCAAGAUCUUCUUAAGGGAAUAUACGAUAUGGGAUUCUCCAAGCCGUCGAAGAUCCAAGAACGCGCUAUGCCGCUUCUUCUUUCCAAUCCACCAACGAACAUGAUCGGCCAGUCCCAAUCUGGAACCGGCAAGACCGCUGCAUUCGUCCUCACCAUGCUCAGCCGAAUCGACUAUUCAAUCAAUAAACCCCAGGCCCUGUGCCUCGCGCCAUCUCGUGAGCUUGCCCGUCAGAUCAUGUCCGUGGUGGUAGCCAUGGGCAAGUUCACCCAAGUGCAAACGGAAUAUGCCAUCAAAGACCAUCUUCCUAAAGGCGCGACACGGAUCACUGCACAGGUUAUCGUUGGAACACCCGGGACAAUGACAGAUUUGAUGAGACGGAAGGUCAUUGAUCCCAGCGAAGUGAAGGUUUUUGUGUUGGACGAAGCGGACAAUAUGCUUGACCAGGACGGCCUCGGUGACCAAACUCUUCGUGUCAAGAAUAUGUUGCCGCGGACACAUCCCGUUCAAAUUAUCCUCUUCUCUGCUACUUUCCCCGACCAUGUCCGCGCGUUUGCCUCGAAAUUCGCGCCGAAUGCCAACAAAAUCGAACUACAACAGAAUGAGCUGAGUGUAGAUGGAAUACGGCAGUUUUACAUGGAUUGUAAGAACGAGGAGCACAAGUACGAUAUUCUUGUCAGUUUGUACGGGCUUUUGACCGUAGGGCAGAGCAUCAUCUUCUGCAAGCAUCGACAAACCGCAGAUAGAAUAUCACAGCGGAUGACAGCCGAGGGACACAAGGUCGCCUCCUUGCACGGUGCCAAGGAUGCUGCCGAACGUGAUGCAAUCAUCGAUGGUUUCCGAGAGGGCAAAGAAAAGGUUUUAAUUACCACCAAUGUUAUUGCGCGUGGUAUCGACAUCCUCCAAGUCAACAUGGUUGUUAACUACGACCUACCCCUUAUGAAUGAGCGUGAUAGGGGCGGAGAUGAGAGGCCCGACAUCGAAACAUACCUUCACAGGAUUGGCCGCACGGGUCGCUUCGGACGGAAAGGAAUUUCAAUUAAUUUCGUUCACGAUCGCAAGACAUGGCUACAGAUGGAGCAGAUCGAGAAAGCCCUGGGAAAGAAGAUCAUCAGGAUUGAGACGAACGAUUUCGACGAGAUGGAAGAGAAAAUGAAACAAGCCUUGAAAUAG
Messenger RNA from Pleurotus ostreatus (oyster mushroom), 1386 nucleotides. It is a transcript of the gene DBP5, whose product is annotated as RNA helicase required for poly(A+) mRNA export. The transcript is spliced from 11 exons. NCBI's taxonomy places the organism in Eukaryota, Fungi, Basidiomycota, Agaricomycetes, Agaricales, Pleurotaceae. Gene Ontology annotation, biological process: poly(A)+ mRNA export from nucleus. The record is from RefSeq and is a predicted model, not a curated record. The coding region runs from base 1 to 1386 and encodes 461 amino acids. Gene Ontology annotation, molecular function: ATP binding; RNA binding; RNA helicase activity. Gene Ontology annotation, cellular component: cytoplasmic stress granule; nucleus.